AUGCAGACUCGAAUUCAAUAGUUAUCUUAGCUUUAACCAGAUAAAAGAAUCCUUAAUUAUACUUUUAGUUAAUAAGCUGUUAUAGGACGUGGGUCUUAUGGGAUUGUAUAUGUUGGAAUGAAUAUUGAUACAAAGUAUGUUGAAAUUUAAAUUAAAGUUAAGUUGUUGCUAUUAAAGUUGUACCUUUACAAUGUGAUUAAUAAUCUCUUAGGAAGGAAAUUGAUAUCAUGAAAGAUUUGGAUUGUCCAAAUAUAGUUAAAUUAUUAGAUGUAGUUCAAACACCAAAUAAUUGCUACAUUAUUAGUGAAUUAUGUACAGGAGGUGAUUUAAGAGAGUACAUGAAAAGACAUGGAUGUUUAACUGAAUAAUAAGCUUUACCCAUAAUAACAUAGAUUUUAAAAGGGAUAUUAUAAUCUUUUAAAAGAAGCAUCAUACAUCGUGAUUUGAAACCCGCUAACAUUUUGAUUACAUCUGAAAAUAUAUUUAAAAUAGCUGAUUUCGGGUUUGCAAAACGAUUCUAACAUUUAGAAGGUGAUCUUAUGAGUUCAUUGGCAGGCACUCCUUUGUAUAUGUCUCCUUAAGUAUUAUUAAGGAAAUAAUACACAUCAAAAUGUGAUGUAUGGAGUGUGGGUUUAAUUUAUUAUGAAUUAAUUGAAGGCAGAACUCCAUGGAAUGUUAUGGAUAUAUUGGAUUUAAUUAAUAAGCAGAGAAAUACCAAUAUUAAAUUUAGUAACUUUAAUUAUUUAUUAAUUCUAGGCAAAAAGAUAUCACCUCUAUCAUAAUAAUUUAUUUUGGGAUGUUUAUAAUAUGAAGAAUAAAAGCGUUUAGGAUGGGAAUAAGUGUUUACACAUCCAUUGUUUGACAAUAAAUUCAUAAUGAAAGAUAUAGAUUAAAAAUCUUAAAGAUCUUAGCAUUCUACUUCAUAAAUUAAAAAUGAAUCUGAUAUUUCAACCAUGAAUGCAAAAUUGGUUGCAGUGAAUUCACCUCCAUAAACUAAAUCUCCUCUUUAAAUUUACAAUAAAUAGAAAACUAGCUAAAAAGAAUUAUUAUCAAAAGUUGAUUCUCCUAAAUAAGAAAUUCGUUAAUUAUUUAAUCAUAGUAAAACUAUGAUGAUCCCAUAGACAUUAAAGAAAGAUAGAACUAUUAGUAUUGGUAAUCAACCAUAGAGUACUAGAAAUAGUGGUAAUAAGAUAUUUGGAGAAAAUUAGAAGGGAUUUUCUAGAUAAAGGAGUGAAAAUGAUGAAUUGUAAAAUAAUAAAUAAAUCAUUCAAAAUUAAAUAGAAUUUUUACUAUUAAUGAAAUAAAUUAGGAUCUAAUUACUUGAUUAUUCAUAAGUCACAAUUUAAUAGACUACUGUAUAUAAAUUAUAAUUUAUCAUAUUGAAAAAUAUUAUGAUGAAAACAACUUAGUUGAAAAAUUGUUUAAUUGAUGGAAAUGUAAAUAAUUUAGAAUUAAAGGAUUUUGAAAUGUUUAAAUAGAGUGAUACUUUUAAGAAUAUAGAAAAAUAAAUACUUGAAUUACAUUUUGAUAGUUUCAAUAACUUUUAAGAAUGUUAAUUACUUUUAAAUGAGAAUUAUACUUAAAUAAUGAAUGAUUUGGAAUUCAUGGAUAUAUUUAAUAAUAACUUUGAAUAUUCAAUAUAGUUUUGUAAUUUAGCUAAGCAUUUGAGUUUGUAAUUUAUUAAAUGUAAUAAAUUCUACUAUAUUUAGAAUAUUUAUAUUAAAUAAUUUUGGGAUAUGAAAAUCCUAAGAUUUAAUUAUUUACAUUUCUAUUAUGUAAUUAUGCAAAGUAUGUUGGAGAAUAUACAUAAAAUGUAGAAUUAUUAUUACAAAGUAGUAAAUUAUAAUUAAGCAGAAACGAAUGUAUAAAUUAUAUAGAAAAAAUAUUAUUUAAUUGA
This is a messenger RNA of Paramecium pentaurelia, 1897 nucleotides long. NCBI's taxonomy places the organism in Eukaryota, Ciliophora, Oligohymenophorea, Peniculida, Parameciidae. The record is from the annotation of a GenBank genome assembly.